Molecule: messenger RNA, 198 nt
Organism: Perkinsus marinus ATCC 50983
Lineage: Eukaryota; Perkinsozoa; Perkinsida; Perkinsidae
Exons: 1
Coding region: 1-198 (65 amino acids)
Source: RefSeq, a predicted model, not a curated record
AUGGCUGAUCAUCAAAUCAUCGUGGAUGACUCUGUGGGGCCCAUCGAUCAUGCUGUGAUCUCUGAGCUCGCCACUCAGCAAGGAACCUAUCCUCAAGGGCUGGCUAAUGCCGUGACCCCGCCCGCUAGAGGGGUCAAGAGGAAGAGUGGCGUUAGUGGUGGUGAACGCGGGACUCACGGUAAGCGUAACAUUCAGUGA